Molecule: messenger RNA, 1914 nt
Organism: Lodderomyces jiufengensis
Lineage: Eukaryota; Fungi; Ascomycota; Pichiomycetes; Serinales; Debaryomycetaceae
Gene: PTR2
Product: Ptr2p
Exons: 1
Coding region: 1-1914 (637 amino acids)
Biological process (GO): transmembrane transport; oligopeptide transport
Cellular component (GO): membrane
Molecular function (GO): dipeptide transmembrane transporter activity
Source: RefSeq, a predicted model, not a curated record
AUGUCAAAUUCAAGUGCUAUCGAGCCAUAUGCUUUGGACGAGAAAUCUCAGCAAAAGUUUAAUGUAGCUACUGAUGAAGAAUCAAGUGGAGAAAUUUAUAAUCAUGAUGACGAAACAAAUUAUUUUCCACAAUAUGCUGAUGAAUACAACCCAAGAGGUUAUAGAAAACCAACUGAACAUGAAGAGAAGACUUUAAGAAGAGUAUUAGGUAAAUUUCAAUAUUCUAUUAUGUUAAUGUGUUUUGUGGAAUUUGCUGAAAGAGCUUCUUAUUAUUCUGUUACAGGAAUUUUAUCAAAUUUUAUUCAACGUCCAUUACCAAAAGAUUCUCCACACGGAUGGGGGGCACCUCCAAAAGGAAAUGACAACGCGCUGGCAGGAGCCUUAAAUAGGGGAUUACAAACUGCAAGUGCUCUUACAAAUUUGGUUACAUUUUUAGCUUAUGUUGUUCCAUUAUUUGGCGGUUAUAUUGCAGAUGUAAAAUGGAGUCGUUGGAAAACAAUUCAAUAUGGUGUUGUAUUUGGUGGUAUUUCUCAUGUGCUUUUCAUAGUCUCCGCUGCACCCAGUUUAAUCGAAAAUCAAAAAGCAGGAUUGGCAAUUUGUAUACUUGCUAUUUUUACGUUGGCUAUAGGUACCGGAUUCAUAAAACCAAAUUUAUUACCAUUAAUGCUUGAUCAAUAUGAAACUCCACAAUGUGUUAAAAAGUUAAAAAGUGGAGAAGAAGUUAUCAUUGAUCGUGAAAAGACAAUUGAGAGUGUUACUCUAGUAUUUUAUUGGGCUAUUAAUAUUGGUGCAUUUUUCCAAUUAGCUACAUCAUACUGUGAAAGAAGAGUUGGUUUUUGGUUAGCAUUUUUUGUACCAUUAAUAUUAUAUUUACUUAUGCCAAUAGCAUUUUGGAUUGUUAAACCAAAAUUAAAGUUUGAAAAACCUACUGGUAGAUCAAUUAUUACGGUUUUCAUUAAAAUCUUAACUGUUGCAUUGUCAGGUAAUUUUAUUAAACGUUAUUUCGCAGGAACAUUCUGGGAAUACGCCAAACCAACUAACAUGAGAGCAAGAGGUAGAAAUUACUUCAAUUCCAGAAAACAAUCACCAAUUACUUGGACUGAUCAAGAUGUUUUAGAUGCUAAACAAACCGUUGAUGCCUGUAAAAUUUUCUUUUACUUUAUUUUUUUCAAUUUAGCUGAUAAUGGGUUAGGAUCAGCUGAAACUUCAUUGAUUGGUGCUAUGACUUUAGAUGGUGUUCCAAAUGAUUUAUUUAACAAUUUCAAUCCAUUAGCCAUUAUUGUUUUAAUUCCAGUUUUAGACUACAUUGUUUACCCAUUAUUAAUGAAAUAUAGAAUUCCAUUUAGUACAAUUGCUAAAAUUGCAGUUGGUUUUAUUAUUGCAGCAAUGUCACAAGUUGCGGGUGCAGUAUUACAACAUAAAGUUUAUCAAACAUCUCCAUGUGGAAAUCAUUCAACCAAUUGUGAAUCCCCAGCUCCAAUUUCUGCAUGGCAAGCAUCAAGUAUUUAUAUUCUUGCAGGUGCUAGUGAAGUUUUCUGUAUGACUACAAUUUAUGCUUUAGCUUAUACAAGAGCUGCUCCAUCAAUGAAAGGUAUGACUAUGGCUUUAUUCUUAUUUACUUCAGCUAUUAGUGCUGCUAUAAGUUUAGCCGUUACAGCUGCAUUAAUUGAUCCAUAUCUUAUCAUUGUUUUCGGUGUUAUUGGUGGUGUUUCAUUCCUUGCUGGUAUAGUUGUUUAUAUACAAUUCUAUAACUUGGAUAAAAUUAUGGCUGAAGAAGAAGCUGAAAGAGAAAGAAUGAUUGCCGAAGAAGAACAUGAAGAAAAAUCACAUAUACCAGAAACUGUUUUGGAUCCAAUCAAUAGUAACAACACUGCUUUAGAACCAGUUGUUUCAGCAAGAGCAAACUUAAGAUAA